Molecule: messenger RNA, 1039 nt
Organism: Cryptomeria japonica (Japanese cedar)
Lineage: Eukaryota; Viridiplantae; Streptophyta; Pinopsida; Cupressales; Cupressaceae
Product: UDP-glycosyltransferase 91D2-like
Exons: 1
Coding region: 25-804 (259 amino acids)
Molecular function (GO): UDP-glycosyltransferase activity
Source: RefSeq, a predicted model, not a curated record
GGCGUUUGUGAGGGCCAAACCUUCAUGGAUCGCUUUUCCGUCUCUGUGGAGGAAAGCUGGGCAACGGCUUGCAGUACUUGCCUAGAAUUGGAAGAAAAAUUUGUGGACUAUUUUCAAAGAAGCACCGGGCGAUUCAUGUUUCCAGUGGGGAUUUUGAUGCACAGCUUACCGCCGCGGCCUGCAGGAGAGCCUUGCUUGGCCUGGCUGGACAAGCAGCCUGCUCAAUCUGUGGUGUUUGCGUCAUUUGGCAGUGAAUGCGUUCUCACUGCCCAACAGCUCGAUGCUCUGCUUUUGGGCUUGGAAGAAAGCAAAAUCCCAUUUCUCUGUGUUCUUCUUGGCCCCGCGGCGGCUGAGUUGCAGCAAGGCUUUAAGGAUCGCACCCAUGGCAGAGGACUUGUGGUUACAGAGUGGGUGCCUCAAUUGCAUAUCUUGAACCAUCCUUCAACUGGAGCUUUUCUUUCACAUUGUGGGUGGAAUUCUGUGACAGAAGGCCUGAGGUUUGGAGUGCCUUUUGUUGCUCUUCCAAUCCAGUACGAUCAGGGCUUCAAUGCUAGGCUAAUUGUUGAGGAAUUGAAGAUGGGUGUGGAGGUGAGAAGAAAUGAGGAGGAUGGUUGUUUCACUAAGGAGGACAUUGCUAGAGCUGUCCAAGCUGUGAUGGUGGAUGAAGAAUGCAGUAGGAUCAAAUCCAAUGUUGAGGAAAUCAGUAGGGUGCUAACCCAUAAUGAUUGCCAAGUCUAUCGAACAAACAUCCACAACUUUGUCUCUGCACUCAAGGAGAAAGCCUCCAGCAAACAAACUGUUUAAUAUAUAUUGGCUUAUGUCAUACUCUUUCAGGACCACAACCCUUCCUAAAGUAAGGUUUAAUUAGUCCAUCCCUUCGACAGAGAUAUUUAUGUUUUUGGCCUGAAAUAUUUGCUUGCCUCGUUUGUAAUGUAUACGUAAUUGCUGAUAUGGUAAGGUUUUAAUUUUUAACAAAUUGUUUUGACAGAGAAAAUUGGUAAAACCUAAAUUUUUGAACAAAUUUAUAAUCUGUUUAAAA